Dentiscutata erythropus is the source of this 1821-nucleotide messenger RNA. The record is from the annotation of a GenBank genome assembly. Lineage: Eukaryota; Fungi; Glomeromycota; Glomeromycetes; Diversisporales; Gigasporaceae.
AUGUCUGAUAAUAUAACACUUAUUUGCUUGGUUCAUGGUGACCGUAAAGAUAAGGCCUUUGUAGUAGAAAUUGAAAAGAAUAAGCCAUUUUAUUUUAUCAAGAAAAAAAUUAAGGAGAAGAAACCUAAUACAUUUGCUGACGUUGAUGCCAAAGAUAUUGUAUUAUGGAAGGUGAACGUUCCAUACAAUGAUGACACCAUGGAAGUUGACAUUGUCCUCGAAGACAAUGAACAGACGGGUGUCCAGAAAUUAUUAAAUCCUAUUAAAAAAAUUAGCAAUAUAUUUACUGUGAAUCUCGCUGACAAUUCUAUCCAUAUUAUUGUUGAACGGCCUUCCAAUAACCCCGAAACCCAAGAAAUUGCAGAUCUAAGAUUUGCGUUAUUCAAUUCUGAAACAGGAAAUGCAAAAAAAUCUACCUCUGUGUACAGAUAUGUGCGAAAAAAUGGAAUCAAGGCUUUGUGGAAAUUUGAGAAUGAUAUUGAACCAUUAAAAUGGGUUGGUAGCCAAAUAUUUAAACAAUAUCCUCGUGCUCGUAUUAAGGGAUCAAAUGAAAUAACGGAAUAUCAGCCAUUUUGUAAAAAUGUCCUAAGAGAAAUAUUGCAACAUUUGAAGUUACAUGAUGAACUACUUAUAAUUGGAGAUGAUGGCAAUAGAAAAGAUGAUGAAAUUUAUGCUGAUCUUAUAAUUGGUUUGCGCGAAUUCUACCAGCAACUUACGAAUAAUCCUCUUGAUCUGUCAAAGGGCUUGGGUUGGAAAAUCAAAAAUGAUUUAACUGAUGAGAAAAAAUUAAUAGAAGGAAAAGGACGAUUAAUAAAGUUUGCCAGGAUAUACCUUACAGCAGAUGUACCUUUAUCACAAUUCUUCUAUGGAUGCUUAACUGAUGGGAACCUUUGGAAAUUUAUAAGAAUCUCAUUUGUAAAUAAUUUCAAAGACAAAAUGUCACUUGAAGAAAGUGAAAUGUAUGAAUGGAAUGAUAAUACGGCCUCACUCAUUGCUGGCCUAAUCAGUAAAUAUUAUCAUCAAUACUUGUCUGACGGAAAAAAGGAAUCUCUAAAUAAUGACAACACAAUCAACAAGGCUCGAAAAAGCUAUACUGCUGAAAGUCUCUUAGCUUCUUUCAUCAAAGAGGGUUAUCGUAUUAGAUUAAGUUCUGGAAAUUGGAUCAAUGUACAAGUUAUAUCUCAUCUUGGAACCGGAAGAGACAGUAUAGUUUUUUUUGCACAAAUAUGUGACUAUGGAAUAGUGGAUGUUGUUUUAAAGAUUGAAGUUCGUGAUCUUUCUUGUGUUCCCAAAAUUCUUUUUGAAGGACAUACAGAGGGAGGGUCCUGGGCAAUAAUAACUGACUUUUUAGGACAACCACUGGAAACUUGGAUUUCUGAUAAUGGUGGUAUAGAUGAUUGCACACUUUUUCAAAUCCUUCUAGACUUAUUAUUGUGUUUGGAGCAGAUCCACACCUGUGGCUAUGCACAUGGGGAUGUGGCCAUUCGGAACGUUAUUCGGAGAAAUGAGCAUUUCUAUCUUAUUGAUUACGGCCUUGCAAUUAUGCUCCAACUUCUAUUCGAUCCACUCUCAGAACUUAUUCGGGACUAUAUCAGAUUGUGUCAAAUUAUUGGAAUUGUCAAGUUUGGAGAGAAAAUGUCAUUGUCAGAGUUAACAAAUAGAUUGGAUGGAGAACUGAAACAAUUUGUUACAUCUGUCAAUGAUGCAAAUAGUUGGGAAAUAGAUGAUGAUAUUAAAUGGUUAGAAAAGUUUAAAGCUAAAGUUCAGCAGUUUCACGAGAAAGGCGUUACUGGAUAUAAUAGAGAGAAAAGCAUAGAAUAA